Molecule: messenger RNA, 2788 nt
Organism: Eubalaena glacialis (North Atlantic right whale)
Lineage: Eukaryota; Metazoa; Chordata; Mammalia; Artiodactyla; Balaenidae
Gene: GALNT12
Product: polypeptide N-acetylgalactosaminyltransferase 12
Exons: 10
Coding region: 63-1802 (579 amino acids)
Cellular component (GO): Golgi apparatus
Source: RefSeq, a predicted model, not a curated record
CGGGUCGCGGGCUGCGCCACCGCCUCGGGGCGCGCCGGGCGCUGGGCACAGCUGGUGGGCGUAUGUGGGGGCGCGCGGCGUGGAGGUGCUGCCCGCGAGGGCUGCGGCGCGGCCGGGAGGCGCUGCUGGCACUGCUGGCGUUGCUGGCGCUGUCAGGGCUGGGCUCGGUGCUGCGGGCGCGGCGCGGGACCGGGAUGGCCGAGCCGGGACUCCCACGCACCCCGCGCUCCGGGCGGCGAGACCCGGUUCUGGCGCGGCCGCCGGUGCGGGAGGACGCUCUGGGCGCGCGAGGCGAGGCAGUGCGGCUGCAGCUGCAGGGCGAAGAGCUGCGGCUGCAGGAGGAGAGCGUGCGGCUGCAUCAGAUCAACAUCUACCUCAGCGACCGCAUCUCGCUGCACCGCCGCCUGCCCGAGCGCUGGAACCCUCUGUGCAAAGAGAAGAAAUACAAUUAUGAUCAGUUGCCCACGACAUCUGUCAUCAUAACAUUUUAUAAUGAAGCCUGGUCAACUCUCCUUCGGACAGUUUACAGUGUCCUUGAGACAUCCCCAGACACCCUGCUAGAAGAAGUUAUCCUUGUAGAUGACUACAGCGAUCGAGAGCACCUGAAGGAACGCCUGGUCUCCGAGCUGGCCAGGCUGCCCAAGGUCCGCCUGAUCCGCGCCAACAAGAGGGAGGGCCUGGUGCGGGCACGGCUGCUGGGGGCUUCCGCGGCCAAGGGCGACGUGCUGACCUUCCUGGACUGCCACUGCGAGUGCCACGAAGGGUGGCUGGAGCCGCUGCUGCAGAGGAUCCAUGAAAAGGAGUUGGCAGUGGUGUGCCCUGUGAUCGAUGUGAUCGACUGGAACACCUUCGAGUACCUGGGGAACGCUGGGGAGCCCCAGAUUGGCGGUUUCGACUGGAGGCUGGUGUUCACGUGGCACGUGGUUCCCGAGAGGGAGAGGAUCCGCAUGCGGUCCCCCAUCGAUGUCAUCAGGUCUCCAACCAUGGCUGGUGGGCUGUUUUCCGUGAGUAAGAAAUAUUUUGAAUACCUGGGGUCUUAUGAUACAGGAAUGGAAGUUUGGGGCGGAGAAAACCUCGAAUUCUCCUUUAGAAUCUGGCAGUGCGGGGGGACCCUGGAGACACACCCGUGUUCGCACGUUGGCCACGUUUUCCCCAGGCAAGCUCCCUACUCCCGCAACAAGGCUCUGGCCAACAGUGUCCGCGCAGCUGAAGUGUGGAUGGAUGAAUUUAAAGAGCUCUACUACCAUCGCAACCCCCAGGCCCGCUUGGAACCCUUUGGGGAUGUGACAGAGAGGAGGCAGCUCCGUGCAAAGCUCCAGUGUAAGGACUUCAAGUGGUUCUUGAAUACCGUGUAUCCAGAACUGCACGUGCCUGAGGACAGGCCUGGCUUCUUCGGGAUGCUCCAGAACAAAGGACUAAAAGAUUACUGCUUUGACUAUAACCCUCCCAAUGAACACCAGAUCACAGGACAUCAGGUCAUUCUGUACCACUGUCAUGGGAUGGGUCAGAACCAGUUUUUCGAGUACACGUCGCAGAAUGAAAUACGCUAUAACACCCACCAGCCAGAAGGCUGCGUGGCGGUGGAGGCCGGAAUGGAUGUUCUCAUCAUGCAUCUUUGCGAGGGAGCCACCCCAGAGGAUCAGAAGUUCAUCUUGCAGGAGGAUGGUUCUUUAUUUCAUGUACAGUCCAAGAAAUGUGUUCAGGCUGAGAGGAAGGAAUUGAGCGACAGUUUUGUACCACUCUUACGAGACUGUACCAACUCAGAUCAUCAGAAAUGGUUCUUCAAGGAACACAUGGUAUGAAAUGUCACUGUACUACGGAGCCCAUCUAGAGGAGAUGGGGGGAGCCCCUGGACUCCGUGUUUAACAGACUUACCUAAGCACAGAGACAGACACACCAAAAACUUGGCUGCUCUUCUUUUCAUAAGGAAAUCAUUUUGUGAUUUGUGAAAGUGAUGUUGGCUUUAAUAAAAAUGUGAAUAAGCUUUGUACUGAUUUUGAAAACUUUAAAAUUGUUCCCAAAUACCCUGUUUUCAAAGGGUAGUCAUAAAAUGUUAACUCUAGGUAUUCAGAGAAUUAAAAGCUUUAACUAUUUUUCUAUCAAGAUGUAUAUUCUGCGGUCAUGUCUUUUUAUUCCCCUUAGCAAAAAGGUAAAUAUUUUAUUUUGGUAUUUGAAAGGAUUCCCAGGUAUGAAGAUGUUUGCAUGGAAAUUAGACUCAUGCAAUGUACUUUGCAUAAAUUGAUAAUACCUCAAACAUUGGGUUAGAUUUUUCUCAUUGUAGAUAGGUGGACACUGGAACAUUAUAUUGAUUCCUUCAGGUCAUUGAGAUAAUCUAGAUUUAUUUAAUAAAGAAUGCUACUUGGUUAUGUGUUGCUGUCAUAGUCAAAACUUUAUGUUAGUCAAAGAGGACUCACCAAAGCUGAAACUUCAAGGGAACAAUUUGAUGUACUGGGCUAAUGUAAACUUCAACUGCACAGAGUGGACUUCUGACAAUGCCUAGCUAUGGGAUGGCUGGCUACUUUUAGUAAUUACCACAAUGCCUUUAAAACAUGUUGAUAUCAUUUUUAAUUUUUAUCACACAUUAGUGUCAGAGAAAUGUAAUGCUGUAUGUGAAAUUCAGUUUUCAGAUUUGUUCAUUAAUAAUAUUUGGUCAUUUCAAUCCAUGUUAGAUUUUGUGCCGCAGCAGCUGUUGCAGUUUCUCUUCAUAAUUCUGAUUUGUGAACGAUCCCAGAUCUACUUCUGAGAUCUUGUCAACUUGAUGAAGUCAAUAUGAGUGAUUUUUUUAAAA